AAAACUGACAUUUCAUUGUUCAGUAACUCCUUUCCGACUGCUGCCUGUUGCGGUAUGGCGGUCCACUUUUGUACGCUGUUUGCGUUGCACUCAGUACGCUGUUUGCGUAAUACUACCAUAUGUGCGCUUUCUGCGUUCCUUCCGCACGCUGCGGGAACGACCCUCUCUACGCUGUUUGCGUUGCGUUACGCACUCCGCCGUGCGCUGAGGAACGCCAGUUACGUCUCCGUUUCUAAGGGCGCAUUGACAACAAACCGAGCGCUUGCAUUUCCGCCUUCGCCUGCACACAGCAACAUUUACAUUAUACAGGGAAGAACCGUUUUUAGGAAUAGGAUUCUCCUUCGGUUUGGGGUCCGGCUAGGCUGGGGACUGUGUGCGCAGUUGGAAAGUAGCAGCUGCGUGUGUAUCCGUGUGUUCGCAGCCAUUUCGUCAUGGCAGAGUUUGGUUUCAAUGAGCACCACCAAAAUGAGGUGAUCAACUACAUGCGCUUCGCCCGAGCAAAGAGGCUCCUGAGGCUCAAGACUAUAGAAUCGUGUUUUCAGGACCUCAAAGACAGCAGGUUGGUGGAGGAGACCUUCACGGUGGACGAGGUGGCGGAGAUUCUGGAUGGACUGCAGGUGGUGGUGCGGGGUGAGGUGGAGACGGAGCUCAUCAACACAGCUCACACCAACGUGCUGCUUCUCCGCCAGCUUUUCUCCCAGGCCGAGAAGUUCUACCUGAAGCUCCAGACAGACGUCUCGGAGCUGGAGAACAGGGAGUUACUGGAACAAGUGGCAGAGUUUGAGAAAGCAGAGUUUAAAUCCACCAGCAAGAAGACAAACCAAGAAGCCAGCAAACCGAAACUGGCUCCAUUGAAUGAAGGAGGCAUUUCUGAGCUGCUGAAUAAGGAGAUUGCCAGACUACAAGAAGAAAACGAGAAACUCAAAUCCAGACUUCGAACACUAGAAACACAGGCUAUGAAUGCACUGGAUGAAAAAUCCAAGGUGGAGAAGGCUCUCAAAGACCUACAGAAGGCUCAAGGGGAGCAGGAGCAGAGCCCAUGUUCCAAAGACAUCAGCAGCCUGGAGGAUACAAUGGCAGCCCUGCAGGCGGACUUCCAGAAGUCCCUAAGCGACAGCACGGCCUCGCAGAAACAGCUGCAGGACAAUCUGAUUGCUGCCAAACACGAUUUGCUUCGUGUGCAGGAGCAGCUGUCCUUGGCCGAGAAGGAGCUGGAGAAGAAAUUCCAACAGACUGCUGCCUACCGCAACAUGAAGGAGAUUCUGACCAAGAAGAACGAGCAGAUAAAAGACCUCAGGAAGCGCCUGCAGAAGUACGAGUCUGAAGAUUAACUCUGCUGUUCUACCUCGUGUCCAGACAGGCAGAAACGCAAGACCUGAAAAAAGGGAAAGUGAAACAUUUCUCCUCGUUGCCCAAAAACAGGAGGCGGCAGCUUCCCUCUUCGCAAGCUGCGUUCUCCACACAGGACACACCCUGCCUUGGACGAUGACGCUUGCUGUGGAAAACCGAGCUUUUUAGCGCUGCUCCAUGCCCAUAUGUGUCCAGUAGAUGUACUCCGACCAGGUCAGAUUUGCUGACCUCUCAGGCUUUGUAGUUAUUUGCUGCUGGUAGAGCAUUGUGGGUAAUAAAAGACGUCCCGAUCACUUUUGACCGGAGAGACAACGGCUGUAUUAAAUAAUGACUAUAACUGAUACACUAGUUACAGCAAGCACAUUUUGCCCCUUGGGUAUAUUUUGAAUGUUUCCACUAUAUUAUCAUUAAUGUGCUACUGAACCGCAGUUCUUCCACAUGUUGGUCUGGAGAAAUUUUUUUUUUUUUUUUUUUUCCUUUUUGCAUGGAAGAGGGAGUUACGCUGCAGAAGUUGUUUCCACAUUUACUUUUUUCACCUGGUAUCUACCUGUAGCCUCUAAGUUAUGUUUGAUGGAGUGAAUAUAUAUAUAUAUAUUUUUAAAUGUCUGUCUACAGGAAUAUAUUUCAUCAGUGGGAAAAAUGAUCUAUUUUUACAAAACCCAACAGAUGCCAGUGUAAGGCCGUCGGUAAACGAGA
This is a messenger RNA of Scleropages formosus (Asian bonytongue), 2046 nucleotides long. RefSeq names its product leucine zipper transcription factor-like protein 1. Gene Ontology annotation, cellular component: cytoplasm. Gene Ontology annotation, biological process: negative regulation of protein localization to cilium. NCBI's taxonomy places the organism in Eukaryota, Metazoa, Chordata, Actinopteri, Osteoglossiformes, Osteoglossidae. The record is from RefSeq and is a predicted model, not a curated record. The transcript has 10 exons. Bases 432 to 1331 code for a protein of 299 amino acids.